ACUUCCACACAAUGACACUGUUCCUCCGAUUCUGCCUCGUUGGUACAUGGAAUCGCAACAAUUGGAAACGGAGAGAAAGAUUCCGACUUUUCACGACCCAUUUGCAAGCUUCGGAGCCCCGAGUGGGUCACGUGAUCUCCCCCAACAUCUCCAUCGCCCAACGCUUCAAAGCCGGUAAACUCGAAGAAGCGCGCCAACUGUUCGACGAAAUGCCUCAGCGAACAGUUUCUUCUUGGAACACCGUCAUUUCUGGUUACUCCCAAUGGGGGAGAUACGCUGAGGCUCUUACCCUCGUUUCCUUCAUGCACCGCUCUUGUGUCAAGCUCAACGAAGUUUCUAUCUCCGCGGUGUUGAGCGCGUGUGCUCGUUAUGGGUCCUUGCUUCUUGGAAAGCAGGUUCAUUCCCUGCUUUUGAAAUCUGGCUAUGAGAGGUUUGGCCCUGUGGGGAGUGCUUUGUUGUAUUUUUGUGUGCAUUGCUGUGGAAUUGGAGAAGCUGAGGUGGUUUUUGAGGAGUUGCGUGAUGGGAACCAAGUGUUGUGGAGUUUGAUGCUUGCGGGUUAUGUGCAUCAUAACAUGAUGGGUGAAGCUAUGGACAUGUUUGUAAAAAUGCCUGCACGGGAUGUUGUGGCUUGGACUACGUUGAUCUCUGCGUAUGCAAAGAGGGAAGAUGGGUGUGAGAGGGCUUUGGAUUUGUUUGGGUGUAUGAGGAGGAGUUCUAAUGUGUUGCCUAAUGAGUUCACUUUGGAUUGUGUUAUAAGGGUUUGUGCUAGACUUCGGGUUGUGUGUUCGGGGAAGGUUGUUCAUGGGCUUUGCAUUAAGUGUGGGUUUGAUUUUGAUAACUCAAUUGGUGGUGCACUUACUGAGUUUUAUUGUAUUUGUGAAGCCAUAGACGAUGCUAAGCGAGUUUAUGAGGGCAUGGGCGGAGAAGCUUCUUUGAAUGUUGCUAACUCAUUGAUUGGGGGCCUUAUCUUGACAGGAAGGAUUGAAGAGGCUGAGCUCAUCUUUUAUGAAUUGAGAGAGACGAAUUCCGUCUCAUAUAAUUUGAUGAUUAAAGGUCAUGCAAUGAUUGGCAACUUUGAAAAAUCAAAAAUAUUAUUUGAGAAAAUGAAUCCCAAGAAUUUAACCUCCUUAAAUACUAUGAUUUCUGUAUAUUCCAAAUAUGGUGAACUUGAUGAAGCUGUGAAGCUUUUCGACAAAAUUAAAGGGGAAAGAAACUAUGUCACUUGGAAUUCAAUGAUGUCGGGUUAUGUUAAUAAUGGUCAACACCACGAGGCAUUUAAAUUGUACGUGAUUAUGCGUAGAUUAUCAGUUGACUAUAGCAGAUCAACUUUCUCUGUUCUAUUCCGCGCUUGCUCUUGUCUUUGUUCAUUUCAACAAGGACAAUUACUUCAUGCUCACUUAAUCAAAACACCAUUCCAAGCAAAUGUCUAUGUUGGCACUGCUCUUGUAGACUUCUAUUCCAAAUGUGGCCGUCUGGCUGAUGCUCAAAGGUCUUUCAAUGGCAUUUUUUCACCCAAUGUAGCAGCAUGGACAGCUCUUAUAAAUGGGUAUGCAUAUCAUGGACUGGGAUUUGAGGCAAUUUUACUCUUUCGCUCAAUGUUAUUGCAAGGAGUUGUUCCAAAUGCAGCUACUUUUGUUGGAAUUCUUUCUGCGUGUAGUCACACAGGUCUAGUAGGUGAAGGUUUGAGAAUUUUCCACUCAAUGCAAAGAUACUACAAGGUAACCCCAACAAUAGAACAUUACACGUGUGUGGUGGAUCUUCUUGGUCGAUCAGGCCAUGUGAAAGAAGCUGAAGAGUUUAUCUUACAAAUGCCUAUCAAAGCAGAUGGGGUAAUUUGGGGAGCUUUGCUUAAUGCUUCUUGUUUUUGGAAGGACAUGGAAGUGGGGGAGAGAGCUGCUCAGAAGUUGUUCACUUUGGAUCCCAACCCAAUAUCUGCUUUUGUUAUUCUGUCCAACAUGUAUGCCAUCCUAGGUAGAUGGGGGCAGAAGACUAAACUUAGGAAGAGAUUGCAGUGUUUGCAAUUGAGAAAAGAUCCAGGGUGCAGCUGGAUAGAAUUGAACAAUGAUUUUCAUCUGUUCUCUGUAGAAGAUAAAACCCAUCCGUAUUCUGAUAUUAUUUACACAACUAUUGAGCAUAUAACAGCGACCAUUAACUCUAUUAUACCCUUCAAUUAUCUCUAUAGCAGCAAUAGUGCAUAGCAUUU
This is a messenger RNA of Abrus precatorius (Indian licorice), 2203 nucleotides long. Its product is annotated as pentatricopeptide repeat-containing protein At2g13600-like. The transcript has a single exon. Lineage: Eukaryota; Viridiplantae; Streptophyta; Magnoliopsida; Fabales; Fabaceae. Gene Ontology annotation, biological process: RNA modification. The record is from RefSeq and is a predicted model, not a curated record. The coding region runs from base 12 to 2198 and encodes 728 amino acids. Gene Ontology annotation, molecular function: RNA binding; protein binding.